AUGAAGGUAUUUCAAGGAUUAUUUUUUGUUAUCGCCCUGGGUUUCCGGGUUUCUGCCUGGAUGUUCGAAGAUAAAGAGGGAAAUGCCGAAGAGGAACAGAUAGAUGGCCUUAACCGUGAACAAGUGGAUGCACGUAUGGCGAAAUUAUUUUCUUUUAUCGACGACAAUAAGGAUGGCGAGCUCACUAUGGAAGAGUUCGAAAGGUUUAACAGCCGUAACUUGCAACGCGUACAGAAUAUGCAAUUAGACCAGGAAAUGCAAAUGAUUGACAAAAAUAAGGAUGGGUUUAUAGAUUUUGAAGAGAUGACUAUCAGUUUUCCACCUGAGGAAGGUGCACCUGAAAAUUUUAUGGAUGGACUCAGCCGAAGGUUCAAGGUAGCAGACAAGGACUCCAACGGUAAACUUGACAAAUCAGAAAUGCACGCUUUACUUAACCCAGCACAUGACGAGGCUAUGCUUGAAUUAGAAAUCAGGGACAUAAUGCUGACCCAUGACAAGAAUGGUGAUGGUCUUAUUUCGGUCGAGGAGUAUGGGUCUUCCAAAAAUGAGGAAGAGCGUGAGGAAGAUUAUUUGGACGCCGAGUUUAAACCAUUUGAUUUGAAUGGUGAUGGUUUCUUAUCUAAGCAAGAAUUAAUAACCGCGUUUAAAGAGGAGGCCAAUGAGGGUCUUGACACCGACUUGGAGGACGUUCACGCCAUCGUCGGCGAGGGCCCUGUGGACUACGAUACAUGGAUGAAGCAUGCAUUGGAACUUUCCACUAGCUCCAUCACCGAUCACGGUGAGGUUUUGAGACACCCCGGCGAUUACGAUAUCGACUUCGGGGAGGAUGUCCGCGAUCGCAAGGCACAGAACGGCAGCAGCGAGUUUGCCAACUCUGAACUAUGA
Molecule: messenger RNA, 885 nt
Organism: Babesia sp. Xinjiang
Lineage: Eukaryota; Apicomplexa; Aconoidasida; Piroplasmida; Babesiidae
Gene: calub
Product: Calumenin-B
Exons: 1
Coding region: 1-885 (294 amino acids)
Biological process (GO): calcium-ion regulated exocytosis
Cellular component (GO): endoplasmic reticulum
Molecular function (GO): calcium ion binding
Source: RefSeq, a predicted model, not a curated record